Molecule: messenger RNA, 1746 nt
Organism: Plectropomus leopardus (leopard coralgrouper)
Lineage: Eukaryota; Metazoa; Chordata; Actinopteri; Perciformes; Serranidae
Gene: ghitm
Product: growth hormone inducible transmembrane protein
Cellular component (GO): mitochondrial inner membrane
Source: RefSeq, a predicted model, not a curated record
CUUCACGAAGGUUGCAAAACAAUUGCGUCAGAAAGUUGCGCACUUGUUUCUGGAAAGGUGAACGAGAAUCAUCGCCCUCUUGCCUGAUACAGGAUAAAACAUCGUGACCAUGUUGGUGGCGAGGCUGACAUGCCUGAGGAGUCUUCCUCUCGCCGGGCUCCGUCCUGUGCUGUCACAGGGCUCCUCAGCCCUGAGGACACCCACCCUGAAGGCCUGUCCACCGCUGCUCAGGCCCCAGCAGGGUUAUUCCACAAGGGCCAGAUUUGGUUUCCGCCGUGGGAAGACAUCCAAAGACCAGCUCAAAGAGGCAGCUUUUGAGCCAGCAACAGAUACCGCCAUCAGAAUUGACAGCAUGGGAAGAAUGAUCCUGGCUGGAGGUGCAGCAGUCGGUCUUGGCGCUUUGUGCUACUAUGGACUUGGCAUGUCCAAUGAAAUCGGUGCCAUUGAGAAAGCAGUGAUCUGGCCUCAGUAUGUGAAGGACAGGAUCCACUCCACCUACAUGUACUUUGCAGGCAGUGUUGGCAUGACGGCUUUGUCAGCUAUAGCAGUGAGCAGGACGCCGGCACUUAUGGGUCUGAUGAUGAGAGGAUCCUGGCUGGCUAUUGGAGCAACUUUUGCGGCUAUGAUUGGUGCCGGUAUGCUGGUCCGGUCCAUUUCGUAUGAACACAGUCCAGUGCCGAAACACCUCGCUUGGAUGUUGCAUGCAGGUGUGAUGGGUGCUGUCAUCGCCCCCCUGACUCUCCUGGGGGGGCCUCUGAUGAUCAGGGCAGCCUGGUACACUGCAGGAAUCGUGGGAGGUCUGUCCACUGUGGCCAUGUGUGCCCCAAGUGAGAAGUUCCUCAACAUGGGCGGGCCAUUGGCUGUCGGCUUUGGAGUGGUCUUUGCUUCCUCUAUUGGAUCAAUGUUCUUGCCGCCAACCUCAGCGUUCGGAGCAGGCCUGUACUCAGUGGCCGUCUAUGGAGGCCUGGUCCUGUUCAGCAUGUUCCUCCUCUACGACACACAGAAGGUCAUCAAGAGGGCAGAGACACACCCACUCUAUGGUGUGCAGAAAUACGACCCCAUUAAUGCGUGUAUGGGGAUUUACAUGGACACACUUAACAUCUUCAUGAGACUGGUGAUGAUUCUGGCUAACGGUGGCGGCAGCAGAAGGAAGUAAACAGCAGCAUUCUGACUUAAGUUUCAGUUUUACCUUCCACAGAGCUGAACAAAAUCAUAUUUUAUUACUAGCUGCAUAUUUCGGGUGUUAUCUCUUAGUGACAAGUCUUAUCAAACUUGUAAAUAUACAGCACAUGAUGCUUUGCAACAGUGUGAAGGAGAUGACAGCACUCUCUGGUGCAAGAAAGACAAGUCGUUAAAAAUGAUAACACACUAAGAGCUCGUACUUCGACUGUGGAAAUAUCUGGUUUAUCCUGGGAGCUACAGAUGGGUUAAAUCUGUCUGUUGGCAUCAGUUCGCCUGACUCAGAUGUAAUUUGUUUUCUUUAUGUUUUGUAUUUAUUUCAACUUGAUGAGGGUUUCUGUUUCUAUUAAGAAUUAAAGUUCAAGAGUAUCUGAUAUAUGCAACAGAGAUUACACACAAGAUAAUCAUGGACUGGUGGAGACUCACAUUACCACAAAUGCUCCAGUAUACAGUGAUAUUGCACUUCUGUGAUGGCUUUAAGAGGUUGGCGCUAGUUCAUGUUUUUCAGAAAAUAUACAGUCAUUUAAACGAUGGAAUCACUCAAUAAACUAAACAAUUCAAAAUUCA